GUACACUCGAACGGAUGGGACGUUCGUGAAACCGAACGAGACCAUGCUGAAGGAUGGCCAGACCGCUAUGGCCUACUACAGGAGCAUGUGGACUCCGAAGGACAUUGAGGCGGCAAAGGGCCUUUCCCAGAAGGACGUGUUCAGUCGCUUUCCCCAAUCUGCUAUGGAGACAUUGUUCGGGAUGAUGGCCAUGCAGAAGCAGGUGGAAAUGGGGAACGCCAGGGCCCGAAAGUAUUCUGACAGCCUGGAGGUGGCUAAUAAAGAGAACGACCUCCUUGCCAUGAAGAAUACCGAGGUGCUGGUUCGGCUUGACAAAGCCGAGCAAGAGAGAGAUGUCCUGAAAAAGGAGAAUGAUUCCCUUCAGGAUGAGAAGGACGCCCUCCAGCUCGAGAAGAGCGUCUGGCAGACUGAGCAGGAAUCACUCAGAGAAGAGAAGGCAGAACUCCAACGUCUUCUAGCUGAUGAACAGUCUGCUCGGAUGGCUUUUGAAAAAAGAGCUCUGGACGAGCGUACCGCUCUGAUCGACGCUAUCAGCAGAGUGGGUGGUGGGAUGCUGGCCCUUCAUGCUCGGUUCUCCAGGGUCGGUGCUCUUCGGUAUGCUCAAGGAUUCCGGGAAGGCUUCGCCGACCGGGUUCCGGAUGAGGGACAGACCAGCUCCACUCCGGAUGAGGUAGACAAGGAUCUGGGGAUCGAGCCUCUGGGGGUCUAUGUCGACCCAGAACCCACCGAAGCGGAGCGUAUAUUUGAUAAGUGCCAGGACAUCGCAUCCUCAAGGAUCAUCACAGCUCCUCCUACCGCUCUGCCACUGACCGCUCCCCAAUCGUCAACCGUGGCUCCCUCUGUAGCCACUGCUGACGCUGAACCCCAGCCGAACGACUCAGUUAUUCACCUGGAUUCCCCACCUCAUGAAGGUGAGGCGGCUGAUGGGGCCGAGGAGAGUGGUCACAUUGCCGACCCUUUUCUUCAUCUGCGCCUGCCGCAGGCGCACCCGUAG
Molecule: messenger RNA, 994 nt
Organism: Cornus florida
Lineage: Eukaryota; Viridiplantae; Streptophyta; Magnoliopsida; Cornales; Cornaceae
Exons: 3
Coding region: 44-994 (316 amino acids)
Source: RefSeq, a predicted model, not a curated record